This is a messenger RNA of Bipolaris zeicola 26-R-13, 378 nucleotides long. RefSeq lists its product as uncharacterized. Lineage: Eukaryota; Fungi; Ascomycota; Dothideomycetes; Pleosporales; Pleosporaceae. The transcript has a single exon. The annotation marks the transcript as partial. The record is from RefSeq and is a predicted model, not a curated record.
AGAAAACAUCAAGAUGAUGCCAAACGCUUCCCCUGCAAGUACUGCAAGAAGUAUAGGGGAUCCAAUGGUUUCAAGCGUAGAGAUCAUCUCACACAACAUGUCCGGAGUUAUCACCAUAUUGGCGAGAAUGACGGGGAUAAAUACGGAACGUACGGAUCUUAUUGGUGCCCAAAAAUAGAAUGUAUCCAUCACAAGGAGUCUCCUUACGGGUUUGGAAACUGGGGUGCAUUCUCUGCCUUGGCAGAAUACAUCAAACACAUGCGUAAUGUCCACGACGAGUCCGACUUCCCGUGCCCACAACCUGGCUGCGACCGCGUGGAUAGCAAGGGCUACUUCCGUAAGGCCGAUCUUCGCAACCAUCUUCGCAAGGUCCACGGC